AUGGCUCCCCCAAAGCUGAGGGCUUUGCAGCCAUCGCCUUUACCGACGGCAUCGUCGACUUCACCUGGAAACCAGCCAUUGCCCGGUCCAGUCCGCAAGGCCGGAUACGUUCCCGCAUGCGAACCUUGUCGCAAACGAAAGAAAAAGGUUCGCGAUACUGAUUGUCUCCCCCGUCUAUGUGGUCCUGGUCAGCUCGAAAAACUGGCGUCGUAUUUGAACAGUGAGCCAGUGUUCAUUGUCGACCUCCUGACCACUCUCCCCUAUUUCGAAGCCUUGGAGCUUUUCAACAUGCUUCGCGAAAUGCCCCGAGGGAAGGAGACAUCCGAGACUCAGAUUCCUUCUAUACCUCUGGCACCUCUACAGCCGCAGAACCUCAACAAAAGCCUUCUACCAUCAAACCCCAUGAUACAAGAGCUCACGGUCCGACACCCCAUCGCGUACCCUGUAUUGCUACCCAUGGCCGUCAGUGACCUUCCUCUCGAAGAGCUGACUUCCCGGAGACCUGGAAUGACUGCGACGCAGGUCUUGCGUGAUACAGGAUCUCCUUCAUCGGCCGACAUGAUACUCGACGACGACGAAGAAGCAGAAGAUGAUGCUCUUUUUGAGUUUUGUAGUGGGUUACCGCAUCUGACCCAAUCGUAUGUUGAGUACCUCCAAAAGGUCGACCUGACAUUGUGGAUGGAACUGCCUAUUCCCAAUGAAACCGCUGUCCGGGUCAUAGCUCUCUACCUCAACAAUGACUAUCCUGUUCUUCCAUUUUUUCACGCAGAUUUAUUUCUUCAAGAUCUUUGUCAUAAGCGACCCUAUUUCUGCUCGGCUCUCUUGAUAUCCGCUUUACUGGGCUGGGCGUGUCUUCGGCAGCAAGCAUGUACUUGCAUCGAUCCAGAGACUGCUUCGUGGAGCCCUCUCCUUUUCGCCGAUGCCCAAAAAAGAUGGAGUCAGCUCAAUCCUGAUGAGUCCAUCACAAUCACCAGCCUAUCUGCUCUGCAAUUCAUGUGCAUGACGGCCAUAACACAUGGGCAGGAUGACCUGGGAUUGGACUAUCUCAGACAAGUUUUAAAACUUGGCCAGAAAAUGGGUAUUCUGAAUGCUGAGCCGGGGGCCCAGGCGGGUUGGCUUACUGGCUAUCCUGAUUGGAUAAGGGCAUCGUCGUAUGCUGCAUGGGGUGCAUACAACCUAGCAUCUAUAGUCUCACUUCAUUUUCACAUGGUUCAUGUUCACACAGCGCCUGAACUCCCGAUGCCGGGAGGAUUCGAGGAUGACUCGCGUAUCCAAGAUGGCAAAUUGCAUGUCUCGCGUGUUAACGGUCAAGUCUUUAGGGCCAGCUGCAAACUGUGGGUAAUAUUUGCUACGAUAGUCAAAAGGUACUAUGGACAAAGCGAUGCGUCUGACCAAACCCCGUCUGUGGAGUUUGCCGAAAAAAUAUACAGGCAACUCCUUGGUUGGGCAGAUGAACUGCCUCUAGAACUAGUCCGGCAACCCGGUAGUUGCCACGGUGUGCACAUGCUGCACAUUUAUCUCCACGCAAUCAUCACAGACCUUUUCCGCCCGCUGUUACAGGGUGAAUUCUCGUCUGCCCCGCUGCGCACGUUCGAAGCGGACAAUGCGACGCCACAAACGGUGUACCAUGCCUCCAUUGGGCAAAUGAAGCGGCUUCUCCUCUCGCAUCGUUCAGAUAUGGGGCCAGAAGUGCUGUCGAUAUUCUGGCAAAGUUGCGUCAUAUACGUCGCGAAUGCAGUCAUCCACGGCGGAGAAGAUCAACAAGAAAGACAGUUCUAUGUCAAGCUCGGCCUGACUGGACUGCAAGAACUCUAUCUAUCUUACCGUGUUUCCGGUAAAGUAGUCAAGGCAAUUGCGGCAAUGGCGAUUCGAAAUGGGGUUUUGGACAAGGAUCAGGCUGUCGAUGUCCGUCGCCGACUGGAGGAGACUGCGGGACGUUUUGAGAUGGACUCACAGGCGGUGGGGAAAUGGGUUAUUGACUUGGAUCUGGCGGUAACAGAUUUUGCGGGCGCACAGGUAGGGAAACUUGCUGAGGACUUUGACAGCAUUGGUGGAGUCCUCAAGGUGAUCAAUUAA
Fusarium coffeatum is the source of this 2076-nucleotide messenger RNA. RefSeq lists its product as uncharacterized. The transcript is spliced from 5 exons. The record is from RefSeq and is a predicted model, not a curated record. The coding region runs from base 1 to 2076 and encodes 691 amino acids. NCBI's taxonomy places the organism in Eukaryota, Fungi, Ascomycota, Sordariomycetes, Hypocreales, Nectriaceae.